Molecule: messenger RNA, 954 nt
Organism: Gamsiella multidivaricata
Lineage: Eukaryota; Fungi; Mortierellomycota; Mortierellomycetes; Mortierellales; Mortierellaceae
Exons: 4
Coding region: 1-954 (317 amino acids)
Cellular component (GO): membrane
Source: RefSeq, a predicted model, not a curated record
AUGAACACGGUUAUCAAAUUUGUGCCACAGCAGGAGGCAUGGAUUGUUGAGCGCAUGGGUCGAUUCUCCCGUGUGCUGGAGCCAGGUCUUCAGAUCCUGAUGCCAUUUUUGGACCGCGUCAAAUAUGUGAAGAGUUUGAAGGAAGUCGCUAUUGAGAUUCCAAGCCAGAGCGCCAUUACACAAGACAAUGUGACGCUGGACCUGGAUGGCGUCUUGUACUUCAGAGUAGUGGAUCCAUACAAGGCGUCUUAUGGGGUAGAAGAUGCUGAGUUUUCAGUCGCACAGCUUGCACAGACGACGAUGCGUGCCGAGAUCGGCCAAAUGACCCUGGAUCGCACUCUGGCAGAGCGUGCUCAUUUGAACUCCAAUAUUGUAGAGGCCAUCAACACGGCAGCAGCAGACUGGGGAAUCCAGUGUCUUCGCUAUGAGAUCCGCGAUAUCCAUCCUCCUGCCAAGGUUGUCGAGAGCAUGCACCAACAGGUCUCUGCGGAGCGAACCAAGCGAGCUCAAAUUCUGGAUUCUGAGGGUUCGCGUCAGGCUGCUAUCAACGUUGCCGAGGGUCACAAGCAGUCGACAAUUCUUCAGUCAGAGGCUGACAAGGCGGAACAAAUUAACAGGGCUACCGGUGAGGCCGAAGCGAUCCUCCUGCGUGCUCAGGCAAGCGCGGAGGGUAUUCGCCGCAUUGCCGAGGCCAUCACCAACACCCCCGGUGGACACCACGCAGUCUCGCUCACGGUUGCAGACAAGUACGUCGAGGCCUUUGCACAGCUGGCGAAGGAGACGAACACUCUUAUUCUGCCAGCGAAUGCCAGCGAUGCCUCUUCGAUGGUUGCACAGGCAUUGACCAUCUACGACGGCAUUACAAAGAAGCGAGGGAUCCAUUCUGAGCAGUUGUCUUCAUCGACAUACUCAGCAUCUUCAUCACCAUCGGUGCCCAACAGUUCGUCGCAAUAA